This is a messenger RNA of Eremothecium cymbalariae DBVPG#7215, 909 nucleotides long. It is a transcript of the gene CPR4, whose product is annotated as peptidylprolyl isomerase family protein CPR4. NCBI's taxonomy places the organism in Eukaryota, Fungi, Ascomycota, Saccharomycetes, Saccharomycetales, Saccharomycetaceae. Gene Ontology annotation, cellular component: fungal-type vacuole; endoplasmic reticulum. Bases 1 to 909 code for a protein of 302 amino acids. Gene Ontology annotation, biological process: protein peptidyl-prolyl isomerization; protein folding. Gene Ontology annotation, molecular function: peptidyl-prolyl cis-trans isomerase activity. The record is from RefSeq and is a predicted model, not a curated record. The transcript has a single exon.
AUGAAUUUAAGACUCUUGUUGUCUGGUGUUCUCCUAAUAGGGUUCGGAUUAUCCAUUAAUUUGAAUGAGCAAUUUUAUCCACCAGACCCGCCUACAACACAUAGAGUUGUGAUGGCCAUUGAGUAUAAAUUUGAAGGUGAAAUUAAGGAAGCAGAAAUAAUUAUGGAGUUGUUUGAUUCUGUGGUACCCAGGACUGUAGAUAAUUUCGUCAAAAUUUCCAGAGGGGUGAAGGCUCGUGUUGAAGGACGGGAUCCUAACGACUUAAUAUCUAUUUCUUACAAUGGUAAUACUUUCCAUCGAGUUGUAUUUGAUUUCUUAAUCCAAGCAGGGGAUGUUAUUCCCGACAUAGGGAGUUUCUCAAUAUAUGGGAAUAGGUUUGAUGACGAAAGCUACGAGUUGAAAUGCGAUAGACCUGGGCGUGUAGCAAUGGCAAAAACUGGCUCUCUGCCAGAUCAAAAUAAUUCUCAAUUCUUUAUCGUUACCAAUGUUACUCCAGAUAGUAGUUCAUACAACAAUAGUGUUGUGUUUGGCCAGGUUACAAAAGGAUUAGAUGUGCUUAUUGAUGAGGUACAGCAUGUCGAAACGGAUGAAAAAUAUAAGCCCAUAAAUGAGGUCAAAAUUCUCUACUCGUAUGUUGAAGGGUAUUUCUUACCCACAAAGGACGAUUUGCAUGCAGAAUAUAAGAAAAAUGCGGAAUUGUUCGAAAAUGGUGACCGUCACAUAGGUGUUAAAAGAAGUACUUUGUUGGGUAAUACCAGACAGAAGUUGCAGCUCACUAAAACACAGGACUCAACCAACAGAGUGUUCUUUGGUGUGAUGGCCGUGUUAGGUCUCUUCAUGGUUUUGAAGAAAUGGAGAUAUAUUUUCCACAAAUCUAGUUCAAGUGUCGUUUCUGUCAGAACCGCAUAA